GCACAAGUCGAAGCCAAAGCGUCCAAGUCAAUCAUAUCCAGUGUACUUACGCUGUAUUUCGAUUCGAGAUUUCGAUGAUGUCGACAUUUCGAUUCUGAUUUUGUGAUAACUACUCUGUUCUUGAGGAUGCCUCGGUGCCCUGAUGAGAGCCUAUAAAUGGUGCUGAAGCAUCUGAGAAGACGCCAUUCAGCCUGUUUUAAAAAACUGACAUUUAUCAUCCUUAUUUUGAUUUACUGUGAGGUCAUUAUAUACUAUGUUGUCAUUGGGCAAUGCUCUUGGCCUCACUUGAAAAAGACAAAUGUGGGCAACUUUGUUGCUCAGGAUGAAAUGGUACCCUUGAAAAUGAUGCUACUUUCUGACACUCACCUUUUGGGUCCUAAGCGUGGCCAUUGGUUCGAUAAGUUGCGCAGGGAAUGGCAGAUGCAUCGCACAUUUCAGACUGCUUUGACACUGCACCGUCCUGAUGUGGUGGCUUUUUUAGGGGAUGUCUUUGACGAAGGCCAGUGGAGCAAUGAUGAAGAGUUUAAGGUGUACAUGAAGCGCUUCUGGGAUCUUUUUUAUGUGCCUUCUCAUGUGAAAGUUCUUGUUACUGUUGGGAACCAUGAUGUUGGUUUCCAUUACAGGAUGCAUGAAUAUUUCGUGGAUCGCUUUGAAGAAAACUUUAACACUUCAGCUGUCCAGUUGACUGCAAUAAGGGGCAACUUAUUCGUCACUGUCAACAGCAUGGCAUUGUAUGGUGACAGCUGCAACUUCUGUGCCCGUGCUAAAAUGGAGCUGAGAAGAAUAAGGCACAAGCUGCGGUGUACUGAGAGAAAGGUGAUGCAGGAUAAGAGCUGCCGAAAGGAAGACAUGCUAGAGACAAGUGGUCGGCCUGUUGUACUUAUGCACUUUCCUUUGUAUAGGAGCUCGGACAGUGCUUGCUCAGAACCAGAUGCUGCGCCUGCAGCAGAAAAAGACGAGUUGUUUCGUGAAAACUGGGAGUGCCUAUCACAAGAGGCAACAUCGCUGCUCCUGGAUAGCCUAAAUCCCCGUGCUGUUUUUACUGGCCACACCCAUCAUGGCUGUUUGACGAUUCACCGAAAGACCAUACCUGAAUGGACACUGCCAUCAAUAAGCUGGAGGAACAAGCAAAACCCUAGCCUUGCUCUUGCACUUUUUACACCAGAUGACAUGGCAGUGUCAAAAUGCUAUAUACCCAAGGAAACAACUGUGAUCUUUCUGUACAUUGCAGCAGUGGUUGCGCUGGUUGUUUCAUCGCUGCGGAGUCGUAGAAGGAUCUGGUGAAAUAAAUUUUUUAUUUUUCAUUAA
Dermacentor silvarum is the source of this 1308-nucleotide messenger RNA. It is a transcript of the gene PGAP5, whose product is annotated as metallophosphoesterase 1-like. The coding region runs from base 157 to 1284 and encodes 375 amino acids. NCBI's taxonomy places the organism in Eukaryota, Metazoa, Arthropoda, Arachnida, Ixodida, Ixodidae. Gene Ontology annotation, molecular function: hydrolase activity. The transcript has 10 exons. Gene Ontology annotation, biological process: GPI anchor biosynthetic process. The record is from RefSeq and is a predicted model, not a curated record.